Molecule: messenger RNA, 2142 nt
Organism: Aphanomyces invadans
Lineage: Eukaryota; Oomycota; Saprolegniomycetes; Saprolegniales; Verrucalvaceae
Exons: 1
Coding region: 62-1888 (608 amino acids)
Cellular component (GO): membrane
Source: RefSeq, a predicted model, not a curated record
CUUGCACCGAUCGUCAAAGUGGCCGUGAACACCUCCAUCAUCGCUGGUUGAGGUGCGCAGCAUGUCGAUCGCAUUUGCCACGGAAUGCAUCAUGCUCUUUCUGUUCACGGGGGCCCUACUCCACUACUACAAGGAUCCACAUGUGGGCUACCUUGUCUACAGCUUUGUCUUCAUGAGCUGGUACGCUGGCUUCCUCGGUCUCUUGAUGCUGCCUGUGGACAUUUCGGCAACAUUAGCGGCUAGGAUCGGCGCGUCGUCCCAGCCACUGCAUGUCCACACGUCCCUCUUGACAGGGUGGAAAGUCCUGUAUUGGUUGACAUUUAUGUUCAGUUGGGUAGUUCUGCCCGUGCUGAUUGAGUACAGCCAGAGCGGCGCGUUCACGCCCCAACAAAAGCUCCAUGCGUCCAUUCGGUACCUCCUCCGGCACUACGCGAUUCUUCUCGCGGCGGGCGUCGCACUUGUCAUGUACCUAAUUGUGGUCGACCACUUGACGUUGUCUGGCAUUGUCGGCCUUGCCAUGACGGUGGCCAACACGUAUGGGCUGUUGUGGCUCAUUGGACUUCUCGGAUACGGAGUCGUCAACGUCCCGCGAAACGUGUGGCGUACUGCAAAUCCGCACGACCGUCUGCGGCGUAUUUACUUUCGAGCCAUCCAGAUCCACGACGACCGAGUUGAGGCCAUGUUCACUUACGACGACGUCAUCCGCGAUGUCCAAGACUUGAUGCGGCGCUUCCAAGCCAUUGAACAGUCCACGAUCAUCUUGACGCCGGACAUGCAGCACAUCAAACAAUGCUUGCGCCACGUCGCCGCCACAUUAGGCCACGACGGCGGCGUUGCAGACGAUGACCUCGAGACCGGUUCGUCAAAGCGAGCAAGCCGACGCUCUAAGCACGCACUGCGCCCUCCGUCCUCGUCCUCGAAGAUGCUUGUUCUCGAGGAUACUUCGUUGCCAUCGGAAGCCGACGUGAUCUUGCUCCACGGACGGGUCAAGCGCAUUCUGGCUGACCUUCGACGGUGUGAACAGGCGUGGCAGGAUGUGUGUUGGUCUGCACAACGAUUAAUCCAAUGGAUCGAUCAGACUGAGCAACUCCACGCGAGCGGAGCACCAACGCCGUCGACAACCCGUCCGAUGUCAGUGACCGAGUGGUUUUCGUCGUGGACGGCGCAUGCGAUGUGGACCUAUGCGAUCGGCGCCGCGACAGCUUGCUGUGUCUUUGGCUCGGCGAUCGUUUUGUGGAGCGAAGUGUUUAUGGGUGCUAGCCCUCGAUGGUCUCCACUGGGCCAGUUGCUCGCUGCCGCUGCCACUUCGUCAGAACCUCCGACAUCCGGCGCGUUGAGUGUCCAACUUGUGCUCCUGGCGCUCCUCACUUACAUGGGGACGUGUGUGUAUCAAAGUUUGUUUUCGAUCCGCGGAUUCGGACGUGUCGCGCUCCAUGGCGCGCACAAUUCGACCGAGCUCAGCCUCCUCACGGCCGCGAUCCAGCAGUGCCGCCUCCAGUUCUCGCUCGGCUACAACUUUUGCCUCCUCUUGAAUCGACACGAUCUCACCGACUACGCUUCGUUCCACACGCUCUUCACCGAUAUGCGCGUCAUUCACUUCUUCGGCACCGACUUUAACGUUUACUUGCCAAUGUGCAUGGUCGUGGUGGCAGCGACCACGAUGUGGCAUGGCUACGCGCGGCUGGUCAAGUCCAUGGGCCUCGACCAGUACGAGGAGCUCAUGCCUGGACACAUCGAGCAUGAAGCGAAGGUCCAUCAAGGCGACGUCCUGGUUCAGAAAGGCAUUGAAAAGUACACGAAGAUGAAAGCCAAGAUGGAAAAAGAAGCUGCCGAGCGGGUCGGCGGUGCCAAGGGCCAUGGACUCUCACAAGCGCUCUUGGACGAGUGACGACAGUACACUCAUUAUCCAUGUAUGAAGGACGAUGUAGACCAUGCCGCGCCAGGCAAUUUGUGUGUCCACGACGGACUUGUCGUCGGUGCUACAAGCAGCGUCGACGCUGGAGGUGGACGCAUCGCUUGGCUUCGUGCCGCUCUAAAACUCGUUCGAAGAGCACUUCGUUUAGGUUUUUCAUUUCGACGACGCCAUCAUCAGGUCGACCAGCGCGCAAAUGGCCCUUGUGCGGAGGAGGUUUUCAUGCACAG